Molecule: messenger RNA, 1179 nt
Organism: Umbelopsis ramanniana AG
Lineage: Eukaryota; Fungi; Mucoromycota; Umbelopsidomycetes; Umbelopsidales; Umbelopsidaceae
Exons: 6
Coding region: 282-764 (160 amino acids)
Biological process (GO): regulation of lipid metabolic process
Cellular component (GO): mitochondrion
Source: RefSeq, a predicted model, not a curated record
GCUGAUAUGUGUAUAAUCUCUUUAAAGCCGACAAGGUUGCUUCUCAAAUCAAGUUUGUGCAAGAAAUAAUACGGUUGGGAGUAUUUUUCAAAUUUGAAGAGUUUUCGUCUCGCACUUCAUUCAUUCGCCUGAUCAGUCUAAUUUCACGACAAAUAUCACGUUUCGCUGGACCGGCUUAAAUAAAAGUGUAAACACACAAGGGGGCAGAAUAGUGCAUUUCAGGAAAACUGUUAGGUCGUUUAGACAUCAACUUUGGUUUCCCCUUACAUUCCUUUAUUACAAUGAGUACGCUGAAACUCGGCGCACUUCUGGUCCGAACAUUAGCAAAGCCGGUGGCAAAUUCCAUCAAAACCCAAGCUAAACAACAUGCAACUUUCCGCGACUUUUGUAUAAACGUUGCACAGAUCUCACAUAGAAUGGAGAUGAAUAUGAAAAUGAAGUUCUUGGGCUAUAGAAAAGAAGUCAUUCGUCCCUUGAACGAUACAAAGGCUAUAGAAGCUGGAGCGAACUUCCUAAGUGAAUCUUUCAUCUUUGGUGUAGCAGCAUCUAUUAUUUUAGCUGAAAAUUGGCGCUCGCGAGUCUCUGCGAGAGAUAGACGAAACCUAGUAGAUGAUUCAUUGGAGAAAUUAGAAACGGAAACCAACAAUCUUCGUGAAUCAAUACAAACGAUGCAAUCCGGGCAAGCAUCGCUGCAAAGUAGACUUGAAGAAGCUACUCAGGAAAACGAACAGCUGAGGAAAAUGUUGGAUGAGGUAAGUCCUUGAAUGUGUGAUGAGCGGUUGAGUGCGUAACUAACCAUCCGCACUUUGUACAGAUAUUGUCGGUCAGCUUAGGUUUACGGAAACAUACAGGCUACGAUCAACCCUCGGUUGUUCAGCUUCCUGGAUUUGAGAAGUAAACAAUGAUGGUGAAACCUAAUAAUCUCCAUCUGUAGCUAUACCCCAGCACUUUUGUGAUGGCUUCAUGUAACGAUUUACUUGACACGCGAACAUCAGCAUUAGGCUCCUUGAUCGCUUACAGUAGUUUCAUAUUGCACAAGAAUCAUCCCAUUGGCAAAAUAGAUGCCUUUUUCAUUCACUAUUGUUGAAGAAAUGUAUCAUACACUCUGCCUAUGCUACGUUUGCGACUCAAUCAAUUAAUAAAGCAAGCUUUCAAGCACCCAUACUUUCGAUUUUCACC